AGCAUCAGAUAGAAUGAGCCGCUACCAGCCUAUGCUUCUGGUGUGACCUUGUGAGAAUGUAUCCCUUUCCAUCAACGGUGAACCAACGGGGAAUUCUCCUUCGUCUCUACAGUACUCUCACUAUUGCUACUUCAUAGAGUAAGCUCUCUUGUAUCUUUCUCUGUUAGUUUUCCAUCUAUUUAUUAUACUGUUUUCCUCUCUGCUUCUCCUUGUUAAUUCACUGUUUGUAUAAAUUGGAUACUUUGUUUCGGAACCCUGGUUCUCUAGAUUCUAGGCUCUCCUUCUUCUAUCGACGGAUUUUUUGCGCAAGCCCUUCUGCAUUUUUCUUUAUGGGCAUUUGGGUUUUAAGUUUUAUGGGAAACUAGUGAACAAAGAAAGAUGGAUUUGGUAAUUCCUGCAAAACAAAACCCUGGGAGGUUCCCGUUGUUUUAUGCCGUUCAGGAGAGUGGAAAAAGGAUUAAGUUUGGGGAUGAAGUUGGUGUUAGGGUUUACAACCAUUUCAGUCCAAAUAGUUGUAGUUCAUUCGUGAAGGUUUUUCUAGGGUAUAAGGCCUCUUGCUGUGUUUUAUCCCCUGAUGUUGAAGUGAGAAAACAUAAUCGAUCCAGAAAGAACAGGAUCAACCGGGUUUUUGCAGUCUCGAAGGUGGAGACUAAUGGUUUUAAUGGCAAAUUAAUGAACCCUCUAAAAAACCCGAAUGGGCAUGCUGAAAAUGGUCAUUCUCGUUUGGGUUCUGGUCAGGCUUUCCGAAAUUUUGAUGAUUCUGAGAGUAACAUUCAUCUUCGUCGCCUGGUUAGAAAUGGGGAGUUGGAGGAAACUUUGAAGUUUCUGGAGAACAUGUUAUAUCAUGGUGACAUCCCGGACAUAAUUCCCUGUACAAGUCUGAUUCGUGGGCUCUGUAAGGUGGGUAAGACUAAGAAGGCAACUAGGGUUUUAGAGAUUCUUGAAGAGUCUGGAGCUGUUCCAGAUGUUAUAACCUACAAUGUAUUGAUUAGUGGGUACUGCAAGUCAGGGAAGAUGGAUAAUGCUUUACAUCUAUUGGAACGAAUGAGUGUCGCACCAGAUGUUGUUACAUAUAAUACGAUCCUUCGUAGUCUAUGUGUUCGUGGAAAGUUGAAAGAAGCAUUACAAGUUUUUGAUCUUCAAUUGCAAAAGGAGUGUUAUCCUGAUGUCAUCACUUAUACCAUUUUGAUAGAAGCGACUUGUAAGGAGAGUGGGGUUGGACAGGCGAUGAAGCUUUUGAAUGAGAUGAGGACUAGGGGAUGCAAACCUGAUGUGGUUACCUAUAAUGUUUUUAUCAAUGGAUUUUGCAAAGAAGGUAGACUGGAUGAAGCAAUAACAUUCCUGAAUAACAUGCCAUCAUAUGGUUGCCAGCCCAAUAUAAUCACCCAUAAUAUCAUUCUGCGUAGCAUGUGUAGCACAGGAAGGUGGAUGGAUGCAGAAAAUUUCUUGGCUGAUAUGCUACAUAAAGGUUGUUCACCAAGUGUUGUUACAUUCAAUAUCCUGAUCAACUUCUUGUGCAGAAAGGGUUUAGUUGGUGGUGCAAUCGAUGUAUUGGAGAAGAUGCCGAAGCAUGGGUGUAUCCCCAAUUCCCUGAGUUAUAACCCGUUGCUUCAUGGGUUCUGUAAGGAAAAGAAGAUGGACCGGGCAAUUGAAUACUUGGACAAAAUGAUGUCUCGAGGGUGCUAUCCAGAUAUCGUCACCUAUAAUACAUUGCUUACAGCUUUAUGCAAGGAUGGAAAGGUUGAUGUUGCAGUUGAGCUGCUUCACCAGCUAAGCAGUAAAGGUUGCUCUCUGGUGUUGAUCACUUACAAUACAGUAAUUGAUGGGCUUUCAAAGACAGGGCAAACAAAGCAUGCCAUAGAGCUUCUAGAUGAGAUGCUUUCAAAGGGUCUCCAGCCUGAUAUAAUAACAUAUUCAUCACUAGUCGCUGGGCUCAGCAGAGAAGGCAAGGUUGAUGAAGCAAUUAAUUUCUUUCACCAACUUGAAAAACUUUGUAUCAGUCCCAAUUCUGUCACAUACAAUUCUGUCAUUUUAGGCCUUUGUAAGGCUCGUCAGACUGACCUCGCUAUUGAUUUCCUGGCCUAUAUGGUAUCCAAGGGAUGUAAACCCACUGAAGCUACAUAUACUAUUCUCAUUGAAGGUGUGGCUUAUGAAGGCCUGGCGAAGGAGGCUUUGGAAUUAUUGAAUGAGUUGUGCUCCAGUGGGCUUGUGAAGAAAAGCUCUGCACAAAAUGUAACAGUGAAGAUGUAGGGUUGGUUUUUACCAAAAAAAAAAGAAGAUGUAGGGUUGGUUUGAGAGGUUGCCUUGCUUGAGUGUGUUACAUCCUUGGAUUACAUUGUUCAAUUUUUUCUUGAGAAAGAGUAUUCCUCUGGACCCUAACAUUUUUUGCUGUAACUUACUUCCCUUUUAUGUCAUCACAAGUUGAUAUCUAAAUUCAAUUUUGGUAGUCUUCUU
Molecule: messenger RNA, 2454 nt
Organism: Macadamia integrifolia
Lineage: Eukaryota; Viridiplantae; Streptophyta; Magnoliopsida; Proteales; Proteaceae
Product: pentatricopeptide repeat-containing protein At1g09900-like
Exons: 1
Coding region: 379-2250 (623 amino acids)
Molecular function (GO): protein binding
Source: RefSeq, a predicted model, not a curated record